Molecule: messenger RNA, 1164 nt
Organism: Podarcis raffonei (Aeolian wall lizard)
Lineage: Eukaryota; Metazoa; Chordata; Lepidosauria; Squamata; Lacertidae
Product: N(4)-(Beta-N-acetylglucosaminyl)-L-asparaginase-like
Exons: 10
Coding region: 54-917 (287 amino acids)
Biological process (GO): protein deglycosylation
Molecular function (GO): N4-(beta-N-acetylglucosaminyl)-L-asparaginase activity
Source: RefSeq, a predicted model, not a curated record
AAUCAGAGCCUCCCGAAGACCUCGAAGCUCCCGCCCCGCGUUCGGGCGUCGCCAUGGCAGCCGCUGCGGGAACCUGGGCCUUUUCGCGCCCGGCCGUGGAGCGGAUGAGGCAGCUGCUGCUGGAGGGGGGCUUAGCGACCGACUGCCUCCAGGAGGCCAUGGCAGAUAUUGAGAACGAUGAGAAAACAGGACGUUUUGUAGUAGGACGGGGAGGCUACCCAAAUAAACAGGGCAUAAUCCAAUGUGAUGCAGCAAUAAUGGAAGGACAACCUGGGUGUUUUGGAGCUGUGGCAGCCUUGCAUGGAAUUGGAACUCCUCUCGCUGUAGCACGUAAGGUCAUGGAAGAAACUCCACACAGUUUUCUGGUUGGGGAUGGUGCUGUGGCUUUUGCAAAAGACCAAGGCUUCACUGUGGAAGAUAACCGAAGUAUGAUGAGUGAGCAGAGUAGAGAAGCUUAUCAGGAAUAUUUAGAAAAGGGAAAGAGCUUGAAGAAACAUGAUACAUUGGGUUUGAUUGCCUUGGAUACCUUUGGAAAUAUAACAGUUGGGGUUUCUACUUCUGGAGCACCUUUUAAAUACCCAGGAAGAGUGGGAGAUUCUCCGAUGCCGGGAUGUGGGCUGUAUGCUGAUAAAGAGGUAGGAGCUGCAGUAGCUACUGGUGAUGGAGACAAGAUUAUGUGUUUCUGCCCUUGUUUUCAUGCAGCCCUGUUAAUGAAACAGGGCUUGUCUCCCAUGGAUGCAUGCCAGACUGUUGUCCAGGAUAUCCUCCAGCGAACAGGAAAGGAAAAUAUGUUUGAACUUGGAAUAAUUGCAAUGAAUAUGAAGGGUGAAGUUGGAGCUGCUUCGUCAAUGCCAUUCCCAUACUGCAUCUGGUCUCAGGGAAAGGACUCUGUAGAGCAAUUGAUGCAAAAAUGCUAACAACUUUUAAAGGAUCAAAGAAAAAAUUAUUCUGCACCUCUUGCGCCCAGGUUCAGAGUCACAUCCACCUUUAUCUUGUGAUGUUUCCUUUUCUUGUGUAAAGUAUUGGGGAGGGGAAUCUAAAUUGAGACUUUUCUUCAGAAGGUCUGAACUAUGGGUAUAUGAGAGCUUCAGCCUAUACCUAAUCAAGAAACUGUGAUUUGUUACGGCCAAGCUGGACAAUACAUUAAAAUGUGCAGUUACUGUU